This is a messenger RNA of Scedosporium apiospermum, 2475 nucleotides long. Its product is annotated as Fumonisin B1 esterase. The coding region runs from base 1 to 2475 and encodes 824 amino acids. The transcript has 5 exons. NCBI's taxonomy places the organism in Eukaryota, Fungi, Ascomycota, Sordariomycetes, Microascales, Microascaceae. The record is from RefSeq and is a predicted model, not a curated record.
AUGCCGUCUACACAACCCGAGGCCAAAAAGGACCAGCCAGACCAGCAGGCCGAGUCCGAGACGAGCUUACCCUUCCCCAACGCCAUACCUCAACCCAUAACCAAGCCCUCGGGAACCAACUCAACAAUCUACAUCGCGUCUUUCUUCACGCCGCCCUCCCCCCGUCCCAAGGCAUCCCGCCACCACACAUCCUGGGUCCCCUCCCCAGAUCCCUACAAGCUCUGCGCCGACAGCACCUUCACGUCCGAAACGACGCCCGACACGCCCUACACAGCAUCCCCAUCCACGGAGGACUGCCUCGCCAUUCAGCAAUGGGGACGUCUCAACGCAGGGCACUGGGUCGUGUCGCGGCAUGAGCUGCUUACUACUUCGGCCGACGACUCGAAUAUGCGAUGGGCGCCGUUGCUGGUCCUGGAUUCGUGCGCGUUCGUCGUGGGUGUUAGGAGGGAGUUUCUGAAGAAUUUGCCGUGGGGGGUUACGGUUUCGAGUGCUGAUGUGGCGAAGGUCGUCUGGGAGGCUUCCGACGUAACGAUUCUGAUCAACAAUGAUCUGCAAGGCCCACAUAGUCCCUCUGCUGAUUCGGGCGUCCUCUUCCUCAGUGAGAAGAAGACCCGAAAGCAGGCCAAAGCAGCGUGUCAGGCUCUGGGUGAGUCUCUGUGGUCGCCGGACUCUGAGACUGCUAGCAUCCAGCCAAAUCUCAAUUACCUUGCUUAUCAGAAGCGGGUCAAGAAAUCUUCCAAGUUCUGGGUUGCUGCCGAAGGAGAUGGUGCUCGCAGCAUAUCGGUUUCUGGAGAAGUCGCCAGUGAAGAUGGCUCUGUUCGGCUGCCUGUUCUCUGCACACAGACGGCGCCGUUCUCAAACAACACAGCGCAGGACACAAGCGAACAGUGGCAAAUCACGGUUGAAUCCAAUAACGAGAAGCUCACCGGCUUCCGUGACAGGAACACUUUUCGAUUCCUCGGUAUCCGAUAUGCUCCCGAGCCGCAGAGAUUUGCCUACUCCGAGGCCUACAAGGGCAACGGCAGCGACGUCUCAGCAUUGGAAUACGGAUCUCAAUGCUUCCAGUACGGCUCGGGCUCUGAAGACUGCCUGUUCCUCAAUAUCUGGACACCCUACCUCCCCCGGUCGGGAUGCGCGAAGAAGAAGAACCUCAAGCCCGUCAUGUUCUGGAUUCAUGGCGGCGCCUUUACUGGAGGCACCGCCAAUGACGAGACGUUCGACGGCGCCAACAUUGUCUCGCGAGGCGACGUUGUUCUCGUUGCGAUCAACUACCGUCUUGGAAAGCUCGGAUUCCUUGCUCUAGAUGACAGAGAGACUAAUGGAAAUUACGGUCUCGCCGAUAUUGUCGUUGCCCUGGACUGGGUUCGCGAGAAUAUCAAGGAUUUUGGAGGAGACCCUGACAGGAUCACCGUGUUUGGGCAGAGUGCUGGAGCAGGUGCCGCGCGUGCUUUGAUUGCCUCGCCUGAAGCUAAGGGUAAGUUCGCCGCGGCCAUCCCGCUUAGCAACCUCGGCGGCUUAGGCUAUGGCACGACAUAUUCGAAGUAUUUUACCAUAUCUGAGGCGGCGGAGCGGGGAGGAAAUGCUCUCGUCGAGGCUGCCAACUGCACCGAUACUCCCUCGCCGGUCGAAUGCCUUCGAGGUCUUCCUGUCGACCAAGUUACUAGCCUCAACGGCGAUAUACGCUACCUCGUGGUAGACGGAAAAUAUCUCACGUCUGAUGAGCUCCCUCUCUCCCCUGGCGAAGCCCUCGACAUCCAACUUAUGAUGGGCAUCACAGCGGAAGAUGGCGGCCCGUUCAUCUCGUUCCAGCAAGACAUCACAGCCGAGGAACAAGAGAAGUGGAUCACCUCCCAGGGCUUCCCCUACCCCUCCAGCGACCUCUACCCCCUCGCCCCCCUCGACAACAUCACCAUGGCCGUAGACUGGAAAGGCGCCCAGCUCGCGACCGACGCCGUCUUCCGCUGCAUCGAUCAAGCCACCGUCAACGCCGCGCUCACCAACUCCCUCCUCCCCCACGUCUACUACUACGAAUUCGACCGCACCUACCAGACACCGGGAUGGCCCAAGACGGACCUCUGCGAACCGCAGGGCCGUCCCGACGGCGACCCCUCGGCGCCACCGGGUUACCUCCGCUGCCACAGCGGCGAGCUGCUCUACGUCUUUGGAAAUAUUGCGCGCGAGGGGCUCCCGUUCCGGGAUAACCGGGACCUCGCGUUUGAGCAGCUCACGCUCGACAUGUUCGCUUCUUUUGCGCGGACGUACGAUCCGAACCCCGAUGAGGCGUUUCUUGAGGCGAGGGGGUUCGAGAGCACGCUUGGUGCUGUGCGGAGGACGGGGAGGUGGGAGGCCGCUGUGGAUGGAGAUUUGAAGCUUCGGGCUUUGGACUGGCCUGGUGAGGAAGGGAGCCAGAUGGAGGGCUUUAGGAGUGCGGAGCGGUGCGAGUGGCUGGAGCUGGGGUUGGACUAUUACUUGUGA